AUGUCUGAAGAACUCUACGAUGAGUUUGGAAACCUUAUUGGUCUUCCAGAGAGCGAGAGCUCAAGUGACGACGAAAUGGAGGCCAGCCAUACGGAGGUUGCCGUUAGACAGCCAGGAUUACAGGAGGUUUUCGGAGAAGAUGUUGAGACUAUCAUAGCGACAUCUGAUGCAAAGGAUAUCAGCGAGCCUAUUGUCGAGCCUGACACAGAGCAAAAGUUCAAAGUCGAAGAGAAUGACCUACCUGAAACCUUUUAUUCGAAGGACUAUAUGUGGAAUAUGACAUUUCUCCCAUCCAAAGUGCGAAAUAUUGCACUUGUCGGUGGUUUACACUCGGGGAAAACCACCUUUUUAGACCAACUGAUCCAUGAAACCCACAACAUCAAUCACAUUCAAGGAAAAGAUUACAGGCCCCUUCGAUACACAGACAACCAUACUAUAGAAAUUAAACGGGGGAUAUCCAUAAAGACAUCCAGCAUGUCAUUAUUGAUGCCAGAUCUGGACCAAAAAUCUACCGUCACACACAUUCUUGACGCCCCUGGGCACGUCGAUUUUGUUGACGAGAUGUCUGUGGCAGUGAGACUUGCUGACGUUGCUGUCCUGGUUGUGGACGUGGUUGAAGGCUUAACCAAAGGUUUGCAACUGGCUCUAGAUCAUAUUUUACUGACCAACACCCCCUUUUGUCUCAACAUAUCGAAGUUUGACCGCUUGAUCUUGGAACUUCGAUUGCCUCCACUAGACGCUUACUAUAAACUUCGCAGCAUUGUUCACGAAAUCAACGAGUAUGUCUCUUCAUCUGAGCACGUUAAAAGUGGCAGCUAUACACGACAAACAACACUAUCGCCUGCUCUAGGAAAUGUUUGUUUUAGUUCCAGCAACCUCAACAGCUGUUUCACCGUGCGGAGUAUUGCAAAAAGAUAUCUUAAAAACUCCAAGGUGGAUCUUGACGCAUUUGCUACCAAGCUUUGGGGAGACAUUUACUAUAUUGACCAAAAACUCACAAUUAAGCCUCCAGAUAAGGCGGCCUAUGCCAAAUCAAGAAGUUUCAUCAAGUUCGUUUUGGAACCGAUAUAUAAACUGGUCACUGCGACGUUGACGAAAAGCCCAAAAGAAUUAGAACACUAUCUGGAGGAGUCUCACGGAAUCACCAGCAUUCAUCCUUCAAAAUUCAAGCUAGAUGUGCAACUUCUGCUGAAAGAAGUGUUCUUUGCAUUUUUCGGUGGCGUCUGCCCUCCUUUUGUUGACCUAAUACAGCAGAUGCCUUCACCAGAGGACAUGAAUGUUGACAAAUUCAAGUUACUAUACAAAGGAAAUGCCUCUGAUGAGAUACUCUCGCAUGUUAAAAAAUGUGACCCGAAUGGCCCGGUCAUAGCAUACGUGGCAAAGCUCAUUGACUCUGCUAGCUCAGCCAGAUUUUAUGCUCAGGUGCGUGUGCUUUCGGGCACAUUAAAAAUAGGUAAUUCAGUUCUGCUAUUGGGUGAAAAUUAUAGCCCCGAGUUCACAGAUGACAUGAAAGUACAGGACGUUCGGCGCGCUUUUUUGAGCUGCACACGCUACAAGAUCCCAGUGGAAGGUAUUCCAGCCGGGUCUAUAGGACUAAUUUCAGGGCACGACAUCGACGUAUUUAUCAGCAAAACUGCUACCAUUUUCGACCAAAAGCUUAAGUCUCCAACGCUCGAAAUUUUCAGACCACUGGACAAAAUAUCCAAACCGGUUUUCAAAAUUGCUGUGCAACCUGCGAACCCGUCAGAGCUUUCAAAAUUCACCGAAGGACUGAAAAAGCUGAACAGAUCCUACGUUGGAUCAGAAAUUAAAGUUGAGCAAGGAGGCGAGCACGUGAUCUUAGGAUACGGAGAGUUGUAUCUGGAUUGUCUGCUCCACGACUUGCGUCUACUAUAUGCGAAACUGGAUAUCAAGGUUAGUGAUCCUAUGGCUCGGUUUUCAGAGACGUGUUUGGACAUGUCCAAGGUAAAGCUGGUUACAGAGUCAGCCAAUAGGAAAAACAGUCUUACGGUCAUAGCAGAGCCUCUGGAGGAGAAUAUCUCCAGAGACAUAGAAGCUGGAGUUCUUGUACCAUCGGCUCCUCCUAGGAUACUUGCCAAGAAGCUGAGGAACGAUUAUGGAUGGGAUGCUUUGGCUGCGAGAUCAGUUUGGGCAUUUGGUCCUGAUGAAACGGGUACAUGUAUACUUCUCGACGACACACUGCCUGAGGAGACAAAUAAAGCAAGGCUUGCAGAGUUGAAAGAAUCAAUUAUCCAGGGUUUCAAAUGGUCAACAAGAGAAGGGCCUCUUUGCGACGAGCCAGUGCGAAACAUCAAGUUCAGGAUCAUUGGCGCACACCUAUCUACCAACUUUCUAGAAUCAAAUGGAGCACAGAUCAUUCAGAUGUCGCGGAAGGCAUGCUACACGGCACUGAUGAUUGCUACUCCGCGAUUACUCGAACCGGUUUAUGAGAUUGAAAUUUUGUGCUUUUCCUCGGUGUUGCCUGCUCUGAACAAGCUGCUCGAUAGAAGAAGAGGCAAAAUCACCAACGAGGCUCCUGUGGAAGGCACCCCGCUAUACAAAGUGUACGGAUUUGUUCCCGUGAUCGAGUCUGUGGGGCUGGAAACGGACAUCAGAAUGUACAGUCGUGGCCAAGCAAUGUGUCAACUUGUAUUCAGCCACUGGUCCGUGGUUCCAGGAGACCCGUUGGACGAAGACUGUUUCAUUCCUGUGCUGAAACCUGCGCCAAUCCAGUCUCUGUCGCGCGACUUCACCAUGAAAACCAGGAAGAUGAAAGGUCUUGAUGACGAGCCGUCCUUGAAGAAAUACGUGGACCAUGAAGUCUUUGAAAAGUUAAAGAGCGCUGGGAUUAUAUAG
This is a messenger RNA of Ogataea angusta, 2856 nucleotides long. RefSeq lists its product as uncharacterized. The record is from RefSeq and is a predicted model, not a curated record. Gene Ontology annotation, biological process: mRNA splicing, via spliceosome. The transcript has a single exon. NCBI's taxonomy places the organism in Eukaryota, Fungi, Ascomycota, Pichiomycetes, Pichiales, Pichiaceae. Gene Ontology annotation, cellular component: U2-type catalytic step 2 spliceosome; cytosol; U4/U6 x U5 tri-snRNP complex. Bases 1 to 2856 code for a protein of 951 amino acids. Gene Ontology annotation, molecular function: GTPase activity; translation elongation factor activity; GTP binding.